AUGUACGACAAGGUGGUCUCUCUGGGCUCGCGCCUGCACUACCCCAUCACCAUCACCAAGCUGCUCAAGGCGUCGGGCGAUUCCGUCAAGAAGCAGGAGACAAUCAUGGAGUACAAGUUCACCUGGCGACGCAAGAUUGGCGACGAUGAAUGGGUCGACGAGACCACGUAUACCGAGUUCGACAGCCCUGCCGAGGGCACUCUGAAAGAAUGGCGCAUCAAGGAGGGGCAGACGAUUGCCGCCGACAUGCCGUGCAUGAUGGUCGAGGAAGCCUGCGGACACGAGGUGCAAAUUCAGGGCCUGUGUAGUGUCUGCGGCGCUGACAUGACCGAGGUCAACUGGGCCACCGAGGAACGAGACACCGACCGGGCCAUGAUCAACAUGACGCAUGACCAGACCGGCCUGAUGGUGAGCAAAAACGUUGCGAAAAGGGCCGAGCACGACACACAGAAGCGCCUGCUGCGCCAGCGGAAGCUCAGUCUGGUGGUCGACUUGGACCAGACCAUUAUCCAUGCGUGCAUAGAGCCAACUAUUGGAGAGUGGCAGCGUGAUCCGACAAACCCCAACCACGAGGCCGUCAAGGAUGUCAAGAGCUUCCAGCUCAACGAUGACGGCCCCAGAGGUUUGGCCAGCGGCUGUACCUACUACAUCAAGCUACGGCCGGGCCUCCAGGAGUUUCUCGAAGCUAUUUCUACCAAGUACGAACUGCACGUGUAUACCAUGGGAACCCGCGCGUACGCUCUCAACAUUGCGCGGAUCGUCGACCCGGACAGGAAGCUCUUUGGCAAUCGCGUCAUCAGCCGUGACGAGAACGGAAGCAUUACGGCAAAGAGUUUGCAGAGACUGUUCCCCGUCAGCACGGACAUGGUCGUCAUCAUUGACGAUCGCGCGGAUGUCUGGCCCAUGAACCGGCCAAACCUGAUCAAGGUCGUGCCGUAUGAUUUCUUCAAGGGAAUUGGAGAUAUCAACUCGAGUUUCUUGCCCAAGCGACAAGAUAUUCUACCUGCUCCUGGAAAGUUGAACGGCGUAGUUCCCAACCCCAGUGCCGAAAACGCUCCGAGCGAAAAGGCCUCACCACUCGAUGAGCUAGCUCGGAUGGGUGGCGACGAGGCCAGCUUAAAGGUUCAGACGGAGGAGCAGGAGAAGACACUAGAGAAGCAACUGACUGAUCGCCCAUUGCUGCACAUGCAGGAGGAGUUGGACAAGGAGGACGGGCGACAAGACUCCGGAGGUGGGGCAUCUUCGACCUUUCACCACAGACAGCAUCUAUUAAGCGACGAUGACGAGGAGCUUGUUACCUUGCAAGAUCAUCUUACGGACCUCCACGCUGCUUUUUACGACAUGUACGAUAGGAAACGGGAAGAGAGGAAAAAAUCAGAGCCCACCCACCCGCCUGGGCAUACCAAAGCGCGGAGAAAAUCCCAUCCUGACGACGGCGUGGAUCUGUCCUUUGUUCCUCCCGUGGGAGAUAUUCUGGACGAGCUUAAAUCCAGCGUUCUUUCGGGCCUCGUCAUAUGUCUAUCUGGUCUUGUGCCGCUGGGGGUGAAUAUUGAGGAGUCUGAAAUUGGAAUGCAUGCACAAAGCUUUGGAGCCCAGGUCGUGGAUAGCGUCUCUCCCCGGGUCACACACCUUGUAGUUUCUCUGGCGCGACCGAGGACCAAGAAGGUGCAGCAAGCGGCAAAGAUUCCCAGUAUCAAGAUUGUAAACCAGAGUUGGCUGGCGGAUUGUCUCAGCCAAUGGCGGAGGCUAGACGAAAGCCCAUACUACAUGGCCAUUCUUGAUGCCGACCGUGAGAGGUCAGAGGACACUGCAGAAACCAGUGCGGCCGAGCUGGAAGACGCUGGCGUCUCCAUCAACAUGGGGGAUUUCGAUGAAGAACUUAAAGAGUUUUUGGGUCUAGAUGACGACGAGGACGACGAGGACGAAGACGAGGGAGAUGAAGAAGCGGACGAGGACGAAGAUGGAGGGAAUGAUAGCGAAACAACGGACGGCGAGGGGGACGAGACCGAUGACCCAGGAAGAAGAGGCACAAAACGCAAGACCAGAGCAUCUACCAUUGAGUCUGACGGAGACGGAUCAAGCGUGAUUGGAGAGAGUGCGCUGGCAAAGAAGCAGCGGGUGUCCCGGAGUAGAGGAGCCUCCGCAUUGCGAGCCGUACAGACGCCAAAUGGUGAAAGCGAUGAACCUGCGCCUCGAAGCACCGAAAUCGACAAUUUCGACGAGCUAGAGCGGGAGCUGCUGGCGGGGCUUGAGGCGGCUGGCGAUUAG
Trichoderma aggressivum f. europaeum is the source of this 2268-nucleotide messenger RNA. RefSeq lists its product as uncharacterized. Gene Ontology annotation, molecular function: RNA polymerase II CTD heptapeptide repeat phosphatase activity. Gene Ontology annotation, cellular component: nucleus. The transcript has a single exon. The coding region runs from base 1 to 2268 and encodes 755 amino acids. The record is from RefSeq and is a predicted model, not a curated record. Lineage: Eukaryota; Fungi; Ascomycota; Sordariomycetes; Hypocreales; Hypocreaceae.